AGUUUUAGAGGUGAAGAUACCCGUAAGAACUUCACAGAUCAUCUCUAUGAAGCUCUAAUGGGGAAGGAAGUCCACACUUUCAGGGACGACCCAAAACUAGACGCCGGCGAAGAAAUCUCACCUGAACUGUUUAAAGUCAUUCAACAGUCACGGUGCUCCAUAAUCAUUUUCUCCGAAACCUAUGCCUUUUCAAGUUGGUGCUUGGAGGAGCUUGCUGAGAUUGUUAAGCAGAAAAACGAGAAGAGACACCAAGUGUUUCCCAUUUUCUACAAGGUGGAUCCUUCUGAUUUAAGGAAACAAAAAGGUAAAGUUGAAGAAGCCUUUGUUGCACAUGAAGAGAGAUACAAAGAAGAUAAAAGCAAGAUCCAAAAGUGGCGAAACGCUUUGACUCAAGUGGCUAACAUCAAAGGAUGGCAUUUAAAUAAUAGGUAA
This is a messenger RNA of Gossypium arboreum, 432 nucleotides long. Its product is annotated as disease resistance protein RPV1-like. The record is from RefSeq and is a predicted model, not a curated record. The annotation marks the transcript as partial. Gene Ontology annotation, biological process: signal transduction. The transcript has a single exon. Lineage: Eukaryota; Viridiplantae; Streptophyta; Magnoliopsida; Malvales; Malvaceae.